Messenger RNA from Racocetra persica, 120 nucleotides. The record is from the annotation of a GenBank genome assembly. NCBI's taxonomy places the organism in Eukaryota, Fungi, Glomeromycota, Glomeromycetes, Diversisporales, Gigasporaceae.
CAAUUAAGAAAGCCUGUUCUGAGGCAACGCUUGUUGCUUGAAUUGAUAGAUAGUCACAAGCAAUGGUGCUUAAUAUUGGAAAUUCAGGAUGUUGUAUUUGUCACCAACAUAAAAGAUUGA